Messenger RNA from Cercopithifilaria johnstoni, 786 nucleotides. The record is from the annotation of a GenBank genome assembly. Lineage: Eukaryota; Metazoa; Nematoda; Chromadorea; Rhabditida; Onchocercidae.
AUGGUAUGGUUUGUAAAUGUAUUGGUAAUAUUGGUGACAAUUCAUGCGACAUCAAGUUUUGUUCAUCUUGACGGUAUUCAUCAAUAUGAUAAAUAUCAUUUGCAUGAGAUGCAAAAACUUCUACAGCAUACAUUACAUGCUAUGCAACACAAACUAAGAAUGAUAUUUCAAAAUAAUACAUUGACAAAACAAGAACUUAAUGAUGCAAUUAGAAAAUGGAUCAAAGAUGGAAGUUCAGCAUUAGAGAGUACGAUUGUUGACAAUCUACGACAACAUCAACAACAAAUCAUCGAAAUGCAAAAAAGCAUUGAAGAAUCAACAAACAUAAGUCCGAAUGAACAAAAAGCUGCAUUAAUGAUAUUAAAAAUCAAAGCAAAUAUGUCAUUGACAAAUUCUCAAGAAAUUAAUGAAAUCGAUCAAUUUAUGAAAUCACUUAAUCGAACUGAUCGUAUUAAAAUACGCAUACUUCUACAUCAAAUUUCAUCGAAACAUAAACUCAAUCCUCGUUCAAUUCAAAUAUGGGAUGAAUUAUUAUACGAUUAUUCCGAUGAUUAUUAUUCAGACGAAAUUUUAAACGACUAUGAACCAUCAUCAUAUGUUUCAUGUUGUGAUUCAGAGAAUCCAUGCGAUGUUAUAAGCGUGAAUUUAAACAUGACGAUGAAAGAUGAAUUGACAGGAGUGAUGAAAAAUUGUAUGAAUCAAGGAAAUUCACAAAUACCGGAUGGCGUGAUUGAACAAUUUCUAGCUAAUAUUACUCAAUAUGCGCGUUCGUUCGAUAAAUUAUAA